AUGCUUCAAACCAUGCCGGGAGGCGGCAUUCAGUACGCUCAGCAGCUGCCGAUGCUUCCUCAAGGUCAGAUUCUGCAACCGAUUUACCAUCAAGGAGGCCAACAACAAAUGCUCAUAUCCCCCCAAGGGAACUUCGCGCUCCAGCAAUCAAUCAAUCAGAGCAUCGCAAUGAUGCAAGCUUCCGGCCAAAAAGUACAGCAAGGCAUCCCCAUCCAGCCGGGAAAAUCGAUGAUGGCAAAGACAAGCGGUCUUAAUCAGUCCGUGAUGGCCUCCCCGUCCCGACUCAUGAUCGGUGGCCCUGCUCAGCAAAUGGUGGCUACUUCGCCCCAGGCGAUGACCAUGAGUGCCGGGUCGAAAAUCCAGGUCGUAAGCCACAAACAGCAGAACCCGAUCGCAGGAUCGGCUCAGACGUCUGGAGCAGGCUCGUCGCAGGUUUCCACCAUUCCAACCGGUCAAGCUCAAAUGUCUUCAACGAUGCCCGCCACGGGGCCAACUCAAUCGGGUCAGAUCACAGGUUCUGGCUCGCACCAACAUCCUCAAUUCGUUGCUCAGCAAAACGCCAAUGGCCAGACGUUGCUCAUAAACAUGCUCCCCCAAGCUGGCAUGAUAUCUCCGCAACCAGAUAUGUCCCAUCCAUCGCAGCAGUCGCAACAGCAGCAGCAACAACAUCAUAUCGAUGUGUCGGUGACCCACACUCAGCAGCUGCUCAACGCGAAUAAUUCUCAAAGCGUUAACCACGGCCAAGCGCAGAUUGUCAACCCAUUGCAAGCCUUCAACGCUUUCGCAAGUGGGCUCUCUUGGGCUCCUAGUCAGCUGCAGGGCAAUCAAGUCCUCCAAUCGCCUAUAUUUAUCCGGAACCAAUCGGAUGGGAGCAUCUACAUUCAUAAUCCCGCCACGACCAGCACUCAGCAACAGUUGCAACAACAACAGCAACAGUCCGUGGAGUCGUCCGCAGCCCAUCAGGGUGACGAGGCCAACGCCCCCGAUGCAACACCUUGGGCUGAAGGUGACGGUGGUGCCGCGAGGUGUUCGAGGCAUAGUACCAAGACCUCUCCGUCAAAGUUCCGCAAGCCAGUCGGAUUCAAUGAAGAGCAGGCCGAUCGAGUCGAAGUCCCUCGACAGCUCGGCCUCCCGAUGCGCAGCCUAUGA
Messenger RNA from Galendromus occidentalis (western predatory mite), 1149 nucleotides. RefSeq names its product nucleosome-remodeling factor subunit NURF301. The transcript has 5 exons. Bases 1 to 1149 code for a protein of 382 amino acids. The record is from RefSeq and is a predicted model, not a curated record. Lineage: Eukaryota; Metazoa; Arthropoda; Arachnida; Mesostigmata; Phytoseiidae.